AUGCGCGCCUCAACCUUCGCCGCUUUUUGCAGCAUUCUGCUGUCUCCCAACGCCGCCGAAGCGACUCUGGUCACAGAUCAGGCUGCGGUUGCCAUUGGCAAAGAAUUCGACUUCGUGAUAGUUGGCGCUGGCCUUGCCGGUCUUACAGUUGCCAAUAAGCUGAGUGCGAAGAACCACUCCAUACUCAUCAUUGAGGCUGGCCCAGACGGAUCCUGGAACGAUGCGAUCAGAUAUGCUGGUGCGCUGUCUUGGCCUCCCGCGUUCUGUAAUCGAAACUACUCCCAAUACGACGAGAAUGGCAACAAGAUGCCAAGGCCCAUUGCCGCAGGUGGCUGCAUUGGCGGCUCAACGUCGAUAAAUGGCAUGGUUUGGUAUAGGCCAACCCGAGCCGAAAUCGAUAGGUUGGAGACCUUGGGCAACCCAGGCUGGAAUUGGGAUACACUUGAACCACUUAUGGAAGCAAUGGAACGUAAUACCCCCCCUACCGAAGAGCAAGUUCUACAGGGAGCAUCAUACGACCCGGAUGUCCAUGGCUACCACGGUCUAGUCAAUACUUCGUUUUUUACUCCCAUGCGGAUACCGAAAGCUAUCCGAUGGUACAAGGAAGCUCUUCCGGCAGCCUUCUCGGGUUUGAGAAUUGGAAACGAUCUGUCUAGCCGCACGUCUGUUGUAUCUGCCUCCACUUCCUGGACGAUAUGGCUGGAAACAUCGACGGGAAGAAUGCGUCGGAGCUCUGCUGCCGACGCUCUGCUCUGGGCGCCUUCGCAGCAGCGCAAGACACUUACGGUGCUGGCAAACCAUACAGUCGCCAGCAUCCUCUUCGACCAUGGCACGACAACCGCUCGCGGGGUGAUCUUUACUGACGCCGCUUCAAAAGACGCACACAGAAAUAUGUAUAGAGUGCAAGCCCAGAAGGGCGUCAUACUGGCUGCCGGCACCUUGGGUACUGCCCCGAUUUUGGAGCGAUCAGGAAUCGGCAACCCGAGAAUCUUGACAGCUGCCAAGGUGCACCAGCUGGUUGAUCUUCCAGGAGUUGGCGCGAAUCUCAAUGCAAGUGCCUUUGAUUCCAUCUGCGGCAUUAAUCCGUCAUUGACCUUUACAGGACCAACCUGGAGUAAUGGCGUCGGCAUUGGUCGUGCCUCUUCGAUCGCUGCCUCGCUUGCACAGCCAUCAACUCUGGAAUCCAGGGCUCAGUCUCUGGUGAAUUCCGGCGCUGCAGUGAACCUCGAAGGCGCUAGGAUGAUUCUGAAUACCACCAUUGAGCUCAUUUUGAAGAUGCCCAUUGCAGAGGUUGUUGCCGCAAGCUACCCGACGUCUCUCUAUUGUCCCUUCUGGCCCCUCAUGCCACUUUCAAGAGGUCAUAUUCAUAUUGUUUCAUCUGACCCAUUCAAAGAGGCAGUCAUUACACCUCGAUUCUUGACCGAUGUUUUCGACCAGCAAGUUGCGAUCGCUACUGUCCGAAGAAUUCGCAACCUCUUUUCUGACAAGGUAUUUGAUGGAAUUGUCGAAGAUGCCUACCACUACCCUCCACUCGGUCGGAAUGCGACAGACUCAGAUUAUCUCGAGUGGUUACGCGACACAGCCGAUGGUGCAAGUCACUGGAUUGGUACGACGGCCAUGUUGCCGAGGGCACUGGGCGGUGUGGUAGAUUCGCGCCUACGGUGA
Molecule: messenger RNA, 1665 nt
Organism: Cordyceps fumosorosea ARSEF 2679
Lineage: Eukaryota; Fungi; Ascomycota; Sordariomycetes; Hypocreales; Cordycipitaceae
Product: GMC oxidoreductase
Exons: 7
Coding region: 1-1665 (554 amino acids)
Molecular function (GO): oxidoreductase activity, acting on CH-OH group of donors; flavin adenine dinucleotide binding
Source: RefSeq, a predicted model, not a curated record